Myxocyprinus asiaticus (Chinese sucker) is the source of this 5844-nucleotide messenger RNA. Its product is annotated as PH and SEC7 domain-containing protein 3-like. Gene Ontology annotation, biological process: regulation of ARF protein signal transduction. The transcript has 16 exons. The coding region runs from base 16 to 3324 and encodes 1102 amino acids. Lineage: Eukaryota; Metazoa; Chordata; Actinopteri; Cypriniformes; Catostomidae. Gene Ontology annotation, molecular function: guanyl-nucleotide exchange factor activity; phospholipid binding; protein binding. The record is from RefSeq and is a predicted model, not a curated record.
GGGAAUUGUGAAGUCAUGAGUCAGGUGAGUGUUUCUGCUUCAGAGGGAAGCUGUUCUCCAUCACUGUAUUCCAAACUCACUUCAUCUGCUAGAGUCAGCUUCCUCCAUCCCAGAACGGGGUCAGUCACAAAUAUCAGGAUUCCAGGGAACAAACCUACACUGAGUCCGAAGCCUUGCAUCCUUCCACAAGCUCCUGCCGUUUCCACCGUAACCGCUGGCAAACUGUGGCAGACGCACAGCAGCUGGGUUCAUAGUACCAAGCAGAAAGAGGAAGCUGGAGCUCAGAGCAGAGCGAAACCCGACAGGAAAUCCUUUCUGUUUGCUGUCAUUGAGAGGACUUCAAAGCUGUAUGGAGACAUAUAUACACCUGUACUGCUUCACAGGACCACACCUGCCAUUGAGGCUGCUGCUGUAACAACACAUCCUGAUGAGGAAGGUGGCAAAACUUCAUCAUUGACUGCAGAAACACAGUGCGCCAUGCUGCCAUCAGCCCAGCUUACACCUUCAGUUCCUGUAAAGGGAGAGGCGUUUGAUUGGAUCAACAGCUCGUCUGCACAUGCUCAGAGUGUCGCCAAAGCCAAGUACCAGUUUCUCUUUGGAAAGACUGAAGACACAAGCUCAUCAGAAACUGUGACUGCUCAAGUCCAAGUCAAAGAGGAAGCCAGCACAAGUGUCGACAGUGCUCUUGAAACUGAUGAUGAUGAUGUCGAUGAGACAUCACUGUUCCAGGAGAUCGACAGGGAGCUGUCUAAUCUGUUAAGUGGCCUGACGGCUCACAGUCAGAAUGCUGCGGCCCAGAGGGGCACAACCACCACCUCACCCAUGAUCCCCUGCACCGGACCGAACGAGACGCCGCUGGAUAUGGCCAAUCGAGGCUUAGAUCUUCAGAACGGCCAGUCCGAGUUAGCCGGGGACUCGCUCCUGACGUCUGGACUGCUGUUUGACUCGUGGUGCGACACGCUCAUAAAGGAUCCCAGCUCAAUGGUUGCUAGCUGCUUCAGCACUGAAAUUGCCGCUCGAGACCCUGAGAAUGCACUGGACUGCCAAAAUAAACCUGACGCCAGCCCAACGAUAGAAACCGAAGGACAUGAGGUCAUGGGGUCAACCUUGCCCAGCCACUCUGAUGACCCAUCUGUGGGACUUCUGGAUGAGUCCCUAGAGGAAACCUGUAAGAUUCUGGCAGAGGUCCCGGGCAUCUGCAGCACCUUUCUGGAAGGGAGCAAACUGCAAGAGAAACCACAGAAGAAGCUACGCUUUGUAGAGAGCAUGACGGAGAGUGUGCUGAACGGAAAGAUGCAGAAUGGAGCAGAGCAGAGCGGUAGCUUGAAAGAGGAUGUGAGUCAGGACAUGGAGCACGCAGAUGUCACAGGAGUGAGACCUGAUCACAAAACACACAGGUGUUUUGAAGGUAAAUCCAGCGCUGGUGAGGAGGCCACAGAUGUCUUCAGCUGUCAGUUUGAGAACAUCCUGGAGUCUGAGCGUCUGCAAGGGACUCUCUACAGCAGUACGAACUCAUUGGACAUGCUGUCCAACCCUGCGCCUGAUCCUGCUCCUCUAACUGCUCUAGAACCCUUGUUUACCUUUGACAUCCCCCUCACGCCCAUGAUUCAACAGCGACUCAAAGACAGAACUCUGUUCCUGGACUCGACCGGAGCUGACCCGAGUGCAGACGUUGAGCUGUUGAGCGUCACCGCCACGCAGAAGAGCAGACGGACGAUUCUGGAGGUCACCUCUUCCUUUCUGUCAUCGACCGUUGAGGACACGGGCACAGCGGGUGCAGCUCUGGUGAACAGUUUGGAUGAGAAGGACCCGAAAGACUGGCUGCACGGCUGUUUGAGCGAUGCGGGGUUGAAGGACAUGCUGUCAGACUGGGACUCAGACAUGGACUCUGUGGAAUGUCUUAAAGACAUAGAUGUUCUUCACAAUGGCAGUCGCAGCGACCAGGAAGCCGCACGGCGCCUGGCCAGACGCCUCUACCACCUGGAGGGCUUCCGGCGCUCGGACGUCGCCAAACAUCUGGGCAAGAAUAAUGACUUCAGUAAGAUGGUAGCAGAAGAAUACCUCACAUUCUUUGAGUUUACAGACUUGACAUUGGACCAAUCACUCAGAUCGUUUCUGAAAGCAUUCUCACUGAUGGGUGAGACUCAGGAGAGAGAGCGAGUGUUAAUUCAUUUUUCGAACCGGUACUAUCAGUGUAACCCCACCAUCAUCACUGCACAAGAUGGAGUUCAUUGCCUCACCUGUGCACUAAUGCUGCUCAACACUGACCUUCAUGGCCCUAAUAUUGGGAAGAAGAUGACGUGCCAGGAAUUCAUUAAUAACCUGGAUGGACUCAAUGCAGGACAAGAUUUCCCCCGAGAGCUGCUAAAGUCAUUGUAUAACUCCAUCAAGAAUGAGAAGCUGGAAUGGGCCGUGGAUGGAGACGAGCUGAAGAAGUCUCUGUCUGAGUUGGCAGAUAAGAACAAUCACGCUCACAUGAAGAGCAUCAGUCGCAUCAGCAGUGGCAGUAAUCCCUUCCUGGACAUCACACACGACCCAAAUGCCGCCGUCUACAAAACCGGCUUCCUCGCCCGCAAAAUCCACGCCGACAUGGAUGGGAAGAAAACGCCCAGAGGAAAGAGAGGAUGGAAAACCUUCGAUGCUGUUCUCAAAGGCAUGAUCCUGUAUUUGCAGAAGGAUGAGUAUAAGCCAGAAAAAGCUCUAUCAGAGGACGAUCUAAAGAACGCCAUCAGCGUGCAUCAUGCUCUAGCCAUCAAAGCCAUGGACUAUGAGAAGAAACCCAACGUUCUGAAGCUCAAGACUGCUGACUGGAGAGUGUUCCUCUUCCAGGCCCAGAGUCCUGAUGAGAUGGAGUCCUGGAUCAGGAUCAUCAACUCAGUGGCGGCCAUGUUUUCCGCACCAUCAUUCCCUGCAGCCAUUGGCUCACAGAAAAAAUUCAGCCGCCCACUGCUGCCGGCAACCACCACCCGAAUGUCUCAGGAAGAGCAGCUGAAAUCCCAUGAGACCAAGCUGAAGCAUGUCUCCACAGAGCUUGCUGAGCACAGAUCCUACCCUCCAGAUAAGAAGGUCAAAGCCAAAGAGAUAGAUGAGUACCGCUUGAAAGAGCACUACCUGGAAUUUGAGGAGAGCCGUUACGAGAUGUAUGUGAAGCUUCUGAAAGAGGGAGUGAAAGAGGUGCUGAUGCCCAGAGAUGGAGACGCAGCGCUGAAGAAAUCUCAGUCCAGCCCAUCCCUGAACCAAGAGUCCCAGCCGGCCGCCGCCAAAGUCAAACGUAACACAUCCGAGCGGAAAGAUCACCGGCCCGAUACACCCAAGGUUACAUAGACAGCCUUCUGCCUCGUGUCAGAGAGCCACUGUAUAUCAUGUGUGACUGUAUUUGGAUGUAAUUUAUUUAUCUGCCGACAGUUGUAUCAGAAAACAUUUGUGUGAAAUGUAAAUCUCUUGAUCUCCCUUGAUCAAUGGGUGCUUGUGGAGCAAAUUGUGCAGAAACGUGAUAUACAUGUGUUUUAUUUUUUAUUUGUGAAUGUGCAAAGAUUUCUUUCUCUUAGUGUGUGCUGUCCCCUUAUUUGCUUUUCCUUCAAGAGAAGUAUUUUCUUCAAUUUAGUGGAAAUUUCCACAUUGAUUUUACCGUAGAUAUACUAGGCAGUAGAGUAGUAGGCUCACUUUGAAGGUUCCCUGUGAUUUUAAUAUAUAAAUUCAGUAAAUGUUGAAAUAUAAAUGCAAACAUAACCACACAUCGAACUGACUACAGCCUGCAGCAAAGGUUUAAAUGGUCUUUGUUUUAUACAUUUUGAGGAUCCAUCAGGAUUUCAGUGCAUGGAUACGAUCCUGAAUUUGUUAUGAAAGCCUUUCAUUGAGGUUAAUGAUAUAUUCCGCUAUCAAUUUACUAACAAACCACCAAAUUCUCAAUAUAUAUUCUCACAGUUAAUGUAUCAUACCAGCAUGUUGCAGCGACGGACAAACUCUAAAUAGAUAAUUUUAUAAUGAUGUUUUAGAGGUACUUGCUGAGUUCUGGCAUUUCAGACUGCAAAGUGAUGUUACCGUGAACAUCAUCAAUUGCGCAGUUUGUGCCAUUUAUUUUUUUAUCUGUUGAAGUAAAGAGUAUACUUCUGCUUUUUUGAGUAGUGUAAAUGCCAAUGCUCUUUUUGUGUAUUUUAUAAUCUUAUAUAUUUGACUUUUUAAUUCUCAGUUCCAAACGUUGUAAAGAUAACGGUAGUAUUUAUAGUGCACUUUAUAAAUGAGUUCUUUUGAGUAUUUUAGAGAGCUUUAUAAAAGGUAGUGAUAAGUUACUUUAUUAUAUCACAGGUUGUUCGAAAAUAACCAAAUUGUGUUGAUUUAGUUGAAGGUACACAGCCGAAGGUACAGCCGUGUUAGUUUGUCUGUGGUUUUGUGUUUUUGCUGUUGUGUUUGGUUUGUUCCAGGACAUGAUUUUUAAAAGACUAUCUGCAUUGUUGUAGGACAUUACACUUUGGAACUAUUGCUUUUCGUGACGCUGAUAUUGAAUUUAAAAUGUCAUUUAUACAUUUGCAUUAUGGAAAGAACCGACGUGAACACUAUAUGAACGUUCUACAUUGUUUAUUGCACACCAACUAAUAUUUUCCAUACCAAACCUAUUGACUUUUUUGAAAGCGGCUAACAUUUAUAAAUAUCGGUUUAUUAUUAUAGCAAUCCCUCCCAUCUAAAAUGACAUUUGUUUACUUGAAAUAUUUUUAUGGACACUUUAUUUUUGUUAGCUUUUUGUUGUUUUUACUCUGAAUUUGAGGACUUUUAGCUAUUUGAUAAAUGGAGAGGAUUCAAUCAUAUCAGUCAUUUCAGGCUCUUAUAACAGACAUUGCAUCUUGUUUUUCUUGCCUUGAAUUUGCAAACACAACAGACGUCAUAACUGUUAUUUCUCUUGUCCAGUUCUGAACACAAAAGCACUUAAUCUUUUUUUUUUUUUUUUUUUUGCUACUUUUAGAACUAAUCGCAUUAUUUCGAGCAUUAUAUAAGCAGAUUACAACCAUAGUAAUUAAUACUACAAAACUGUAAUCAGUAUGUAAGGUGAUAUGAAGAGAUCUACUCUUCUUUUAAUGUGCAGAUGUGUUUUCUGUUGUUUGGUGUUCAUCACUUCUCCAGACCAAAUAGUUUCCUGUGACACUUAACUCUAGCACUAACCCUUUAACUGUGCAUGGCGUACAGAGACUUUUAGUAUUUUUCAAAAGUCAUCUCAUUACUUUAAGUAGGAUGUAGAAAACAGCAAAAGAAAAUGAGAAAGCAUGUUGUAACAAAGAUGGUGGCAUGCAAGUGCACUUUAGGGUUUCUGAAACAAACUGCCUAAAAGAAAAAUAGAUCUAAAAGUGAGAUUAACAUAAAAGUAAUAUUUUAUGAUAGUCUCACUAUUUUGAAUGGCACACUCAUUUUGCCAUAUUUUGUCACAUCUCCGUGUUUACAAUGACAUACAACAUUUUAUUUUCCUUGAACUGAACAUGAUUUGCACGUUACGACUUAUCCAUGCUGACUCCAGCGAUGUCAUUUUUGUGUGUUUACUCUCAUCAAACCCUGUAUUUUCUGAUCUCCUCUCAAAUGAAGGAGAGCAGCUGGUUUGUAAUGCGCCUUAGCCAUCACUUGGGCCAUCUGAUGUCCAAACUCAAACAUAGUGAAUUAGUUUUUAGGUUUUUUUUUUUCUGUGAUCCUGUACUGUUCCUUUAAAUCUGUAAAUGUUGUUAAAUAUACCUGUUGCCCUGUGUUCAGAAAAUUGGAUUUGCUGGUGAGGUGAUCUCUUGGCACUAGCGUGUCUUACGCCUGCCCACUAAGACCAGGGACAUAAUGUUGGCUUCAGUGAAUAAAAUACUGUAUUUAACCGUG